CCCAAAAAGAAAACAACAACUUGUGACUAUUUCAACUGGUUUCUGUCAUUCUCAUGUUUGGUGAUAAUGAGGUUGAUGUCUUUGGAUUGGUCUCCUCACUAGGUGCUUAUAUAUACUUAUGAAAUAUAUCCUUAAUUUUCACUUAUCAUAAAAUCAAUCUUGUAUCAACCAAAGUAAUAAACAACACAUAUCCAAUAUUUCCAACAAGUUAAUUCUUCAAUUAGUGAAUAUGGUGGUGGGUAUGGAAUACUUGGAGCAUGUUUUGGUGCCAUUGGGUCUAUUGGUGUUCUUCAUGUACCAUAUGUGGCUUCUCUUCAAUAUUCUGUAUAAGCCUUUUGGAACUGUCAUUGGUCUAAACGCUGAAUCUCGUCACCAAUGGGUUCUUGCCAUGAUGAGUGAUCCAUUCAAGAAUGGUGUUUUGGCUAUCCAAACUAUCCGCAACAAUAUAAUGGGAUCUACUCUUCUUGCUACAACAGCAAUCACACUUAGUUCACUAAUAGGUAUAUUCACUAAUAAUUCAUGGAAUUCUGAUGACCCAUCUUCCCUAUUUCACAGCAGUGCUUCGGUCAAACGCAUUUCGAUUACCAUCUGCUUCCUUGUCGCAUUUCUAUGCAAUGUACAGUCCAUAAGAUGCUACUGUCAUGUCAGUUUUCUAAUCACUGCACCUACAAUCCGCGAUAAAAAGGCGUAUACGGAAUAUAUCUCUAAGACAUUGAAUCGCGGUAGUCACGCUUGGUCACUCGGAUUGCGAGCAUUUUACCUGUCAUUUACAUUCUUCCUUUGGAUCUAUGGUCCUAUACCAAUGUUUGUUUGUUGCUGCUUGACAUCAUUCACUUUGUACUUUCUGGAUACAACAGAAAAAAUCACAAUGGAUCUUCACAGUAACUCAUUCGAGAAGGAUAAUGAUGUAGAAUCUGCAGUGGAGCCUUGUUAUUAUCCUUUAGCUGAUAACAAUCUGGCUCAAAAUGCAGCUGUUGAUAAUGUGUAAUUUGAUGUAUUUAUUCACUUAGCAAUCGCAAUUUUUGUAAUGUUUUUGGUGUGAUUCUGCUACGAGUAUAGUUCUAGGAUAGCUACAUAAACAACAUCAUUAGUGGUUGAUUCUGUCAUUUUGUCUAGUUUCAGCACAAACUCAUCAUGCUAAAAUAAAAUUUGCUUUUCUUUUUAUAAAUAAUACAAGACUAUGGUUGUGUAGAUCGUA
Molecule: messenger RNA, 1198 nt
Organism: Cicer arietinum (chickpea)
Lineage: Eukaryota; Viridiplantae; Streptophyta; Magnoliopsida; Fabales; Fabaceae
Source: RefSeq, a predicted model, not a curated record